Molecule: messenger RNA, 804 nt
Organism: Suillus discolor
Lineage: Eukaryota; Fungi; Basidiomycota; Agaricomycetes; Boletales; Suillaceae
Exons: 7
Coding region: 1-804 (267 amino acids)
Source: RefSeq, a predicted model, not a curated record
AUGGCAGAGGUUACAGGAGCGGACCAUUGCGGUAAACAUCUGAAUGUGGAGCUUCGACGAGAGGGAGGGGUUGCAUUCGAAUACGAAGAGAUGAAGAAUGAUCUAUAUUCGGACUCCAUAGAGAGAACCGUAAGAUGGACAUGCAGAGGCACCUUAAGGAAUUCGAACUUGGGUGUGGAGACUCGAGACCGUGGUCCAUCGAAUUACAACUUGAACAUGCCGGCAUAUCGAUUUAUCUGCGGCAUCCCGCUCUCACGAAUUUCAGACCUGGUUAAUGGCAAUCAUUCUAUAAACGAUAGCAUCACGAGGGUACGAUACCAUUACAGUCUCCAGUGUGCACUGGUUAUUGAGUCUCGACUGGGUCGCUACCUCCCAACUAGCCCGACAAUAUGCCAGUGGCUGCUCCAGUCGUUCCAACUCGUCGUCGAAGAUCCAAAAUGGCAAAUCAAAUUCACCAUGAUUUGGUGCUCUAACUUGGCACUGACUGUGGUUGUCUCCAUUCCGAGUUUAAUUCUUGGUCUGAGACAUGGGCGUUCUCUCAAGGGAAUCACUGGAAUCUCAGAGACCAAUGGAUAUCAGCCCGCCCGUUCCGAUGGCAAGGAGCCACCGCCUAUCUGUCGAAGACAUCGUAGGUUGGUUGGAGCCUGGAAUGCUCUUAUCUCACCGACGUAUUGGUCUCCUCCGAAGCUCGGGCUCAAUCUUGGACAAAUCAUAGUCUUAUUGGCGUACCUCGCAGCUGUACCCGUCUGCAUCAUAAGGGAUGCACCUUUUAUUUCUAAUCCGAACAGAGCUGGUUUCAUAUGA